AUGGCCGAAGACUGGGAAUUCGUAUGUCCACGUCCUCGGAGCUCGAGAGCUUGCGAUCCGUGCAGGUCUCGCAAAAUCCGGUGUAUACCGUCGGAGAAAACAAGCGGAACGGACGCGUGUCGAAGAUGCGCAAAGCUAGGAUACACAUGUACAGUUUCGGGAAGUCUGCAGUCGACUACGACUGGACAAGCCCCGAGGAGUCACGAGAUGAGGGCUAAGAGUGACCGGUCCUCCAACGGUAAUGAUUUUGUCGCGAACCUUUUCAACGAAAAGCCCAAAGAGGAAGACGAAUCAGCGCGACUGUGUGAAAUGCAUCGCACUGUGUUCCAGGGGCAAAUUGGAGGCGAGGGCAAGCCUUGUGCACUGAAAGAUACUACACCCAGUGUCGGUGGUUCUGUCAUUUGCGAGUCUGGGUCUGGUAAAAUUAACCUGAAUAUGCAAGACGCGGAAGAAUUGCUAUGCCAGUUCAGAGAGCGACAGGAAUUCUUCCCCUUUAUUGAGCUGCCCGAGGGGACUUCAGCAGCCUCGAUGGCGGCAUCUCGACCGUUCUUGCUACUAGCCAUUCUAACGGUCUCCUUAACGAGAAAGCCACUCCUACAGAGGAGAGUCGAUGAAAGAUUCCGUCGUGUGUUGAGUGAGAGGAUCAUCUUCUAUGGCGAGAAGAGCCUGGACUAUGUGCAAGGUCUAUUGGUUUAUAUGGCAUGGUGUCCAUUGCAUAUCCGACCACUCAGCAGCCAACUCUCGCAAUUCAUGCAGAUACUCAUCACCAUGAUAUCUGACCUGAAGCUGACGGAAAACUUGCAUGAUGGAGCCGCUCGAGACGCCUGUCUCGGAUGUUAUAUCCUUUCCUCUCUAUUAUCUCUCGGCUUCCGCCGGCGCGGUGAUGAUGCCGCGUAUAGCUAUCUCAAAGCAGCGGUUGACGCUAGUAUGACCCUCGCUCAGCCGUAUGAUCGAAAACUUCAAUUCGCAAAGCUUCAGCUGCUGUUUGAGGAGACAGUCCGCAGCCAGGCUGAAUAUGGCUCUGAAAGGUGCCCCAUCACAAAGAAGCAGAGAGUCCAAGAACGGAUCGAAUCCAUUCGUCUGGAGCUGCAAAUCUUUGAACGAGUGCAUGGCCUUAGCAACAUUUCUCUGCAUGUAUUCGCAUUAUACUUGAAGGUAAACAUCGCCCUCCUACCUUUCCGAACCCUCGACGCGAAACCAAGCCACACACCCGAUUCCGAAUCUUUACUCGACGACGCAACCUCCUGCGUAUCAGAAAUCCGCGCAUUCUUCGAAUAUUUCCUCUCCAUCCCAGUAGAUCAAUACAUCUUACUUUCCAAGCGAGAAUGGUGUCUAUUAAUCCUCACCAUCAGUGCCUCCUCACAGAUCUGUUUCUUAUCUCCGGCUGUUUCUAGCCCGGAAUGGACGCACUUUCAAACCAAAACACGAUCAAGCAUCCUAAUCUACCUCGAGAGCCUUUCGCACCGGAUGUCAAGUCUAUCGGUGUCAAAGCCCGGUGAAACCCCUGAUGUAUUCUUCAUGUUCAAGUCCGUUUUAGAUAUCGUUUUGCCUACAUAUGCACCGCCCACUUGUUCCUCCUCAUCCUCGUCAUCAUACAGCAUUGAGAGGCUAUCGCCUGUGUCCCAGGAUGAUAAUCAGGAGGUGACUGCACUGCCCUCGCCUUCGACGCGUUGUCCCAUGAUGAAUGGGAGUAUUCGAAAGUCGGAGUUCUGGCAUUCCAUGGAGCAGAGUGAUCUCUAUCUGGCAGAAUUUGGGACCGGUGGAGAUGCUGAGGGUGUGUGUACCGUCGGGGUACCGGGAGUGCAUAGCCUGUUUGAUGAUUCGGGGGACUGGCCGAGUAUAUUUUCAGAAUGGGUCAAUAUUGCAACUAAUUGACG
Messenger RNA from Aspergillus ibericus CBS 121593, 1877 nucleotides. RefSeq names its product Zn(II)2Cys6 transcription factor domain-containing protein. The coding region runs from base 1 to 1875 and encodes 624 amino acids. Gene Ontology annotation, molecular function: DNA-binding transcription factor activity, RNA polymerase II-specific; zinc ion binding; transcription cis-regulatory region binding. Gene Ontology annotation, biological process: regulation of DNA-templated transcription. Gene Ontology annotation, cellular component: nucleus. The record is from RefSeq and is a predicted model, not a curated record. The transcript has 6 exons. Lineage: Eukaryota; Fungi; Ascomycota; Eurotiomycetes; Eurotiales; Aspergillaceae.